AUGGGAAAAGAAAAACUUCAUAUUAACAUUGUCGUCAUUGGCCAUGUCGAUUCUGGUAAAUCAACAUCAACUGGUCAUUUGAUCUACAAAUGUGGUGGUAUUGAUAAACGAACAAUUGAAAAAUUCGAAAAAGAAGCUACUGAAAUGGGUAAAGGUUCAUUCAAAUAUGCUUGGGUAUUAGAUAAACUUAAAGCUGAACGUGAACGUGGUAUCACCAUCGAUAUUUCACUCUGGAAAUUCGAAACAGCUAAAUACUACGUUACCAU
Messenger RNA from Adineta steineri, 266 nucleotides. The record is from the annotation of a GenBank genome assembly. NCBI's taxonomy places the organism in Eukaryota, Metazoa, Rotifera, Eurotatoria, Adinetida, Adinetidae.